UUGCAGCAAGCAUGCAUGCGUGUGGAGUGGCGUGGUCGCCUCCAUAUGAGUCAAAGGUUUGGAAUUGAUCCUGCUGCUUUUGUCUGCGGUCCCACCCAAUUGAGGUUAGCAACGUUACACUUCCAACGUACAUCAUUUGCGCUUUGCAGCUGCUUUCUUUUGACUUUUUUCCUUUUUUUGUUCAACUCUGCUGCCUUGACAGCUGAUUGGUCGUCUGUCGUCGUGGAGAUGUCAGGGACCGUAGGUGGGGGCAGGCGAGGUGGGAAGCUCUGCGUUUCGGCGAUGGCCCCUACGUUGUCCCCCUCCCAAUUGAAGUCCCCAGCGCGGACAUUGUCGGAGCGACCGACAAUGGCGCUGAUAUGCGCCUCUCUGUGAGUGUGUCCUCAUUGACGCUGCCGGCGGGAGGAUGGAGAUUCCCGCAGACGUGUCCCGUGGGCGCCUGGUCACGCUGUUACUCUGCUUUUUGAGUCUCCACGGGUCAGCAACCAUCGACACAGUGAAUGUGGUGGAUUUCUGCGGUCAGACCAUCCGGGGCGACGGCAUGAUCAUCAACUCCCAUCAAGAAUCCAAAAAGUACUACUUUGUCACAAUGGGGACCGACUGCCAUCUGACCAUGCAAGGCAGCUCCCCGAAGGACAAGGUCCAGUUCCACUUUCGCUUUUUCCUUGUUUACAGUUUGUUGCGAGUUGCCCCUCUGAGCCCGGCGCCCCUGCUAGCACUGGACGCAAAAGUGGAGCCCACCUCUGGGGAAAGCUCAGGGGGGGAUCCCUGUCACGCGGGCUCCUUCGUUCAAUUUUACGACGGACGGGACAGGAGCUCGCCUCUUCUCGGACCUCCUCUUUGUGGCAAGAGUCCACCGCGGCCGGUGCUCUCCACAGGAAACUACCUGACCCUGCGACUGGUCACCCGUGGUACUCAGCCCAGAGUGGACUUUGUGGGGGACUUCACAUCCUUCAGACUUGGUUUCAACCAUUCUUUGUGCAGCAGUGAGCCUUACUUCACUUGCAGGAACGGAAAGUGUAUCCCACUCAGUCUGGUGUGCGAUGACAAGGGCAUUGACAACUGCGGGGAUGGGAGUGACCUGGAAGAAAAUCUAACCACAGGGUGCAAAGCAGGUCAGCUUGUAGCAGCAGAGCAGCCAGCAACAGCAGUAGCAACGCCGCCGCCACCUCCAUCUUUUGUCAACUCCCCCACAGUGCCAACACACUUCAACUGUGGAAUUCCACACAGCACUCCUAGUUAUGAGUCUGUUUCCGACUCUCCUGCCUCUGUGUCCUUGUGGGUACUCUUCAUGAUUGUGGGUGUGCUGGUGGGAUCGGCAGUGCUCUGCUGGUGCUGUUGGUCUCCCGGCUGGUUCCUGUGGCGCAUAAGUAUUUUCCGCUUUCUGUCACGCUGCAACUCACCGUGCGCCUCUUGCCAACUCUGCGUCAACAGCUGCGCUUCCAGCAAGGAGCAGCGUCUGGCAAAAGUCAGCCCACAGCCACCGCCCAACGGCGUGCUCGUCACCGACGCUGACGAAAGGCUUUCUGCCGCCGCCGCCGCCGCCGGGCUUUAAGCAAAAAGCACCACAAAAAGUCCAGUGUGACGAAUAUUGAGCAAGAAUUCCUCAACAUGGACUUUGACUCACAUCAAGCUUUUUUGGAGGAAUUGGCUCAUCUAAAAUAGCGGAAAGCAUUUGACUACAGGAAAAACUGUUUUUGUGAUUUUGUGACUAUGAAAAGCAGGGUGUAGACUUGUCUUGGAUUGCAGCAUGUUUCACUUGUCAUGGGUUCUAGUUUUCUCUCUAAAACCUUGCAGAACAUCUUAUCAGGUGCUUAGUGUUUGUUAUACGCCUAAAUGGCCAUUUUACGCCGACUUUGGGGUCCAGAGUUUGAGAAUCGCGUUAACCCCGAAAGCGCUUUGUAUACAAAGUCUUGGGGGUUUUUCUUUUAGAAAGGCGUGCUUUUAGGCAGCCAAAGGGGUCUUUUGUUAGGGUCAUUUAGGUCAGGCAUGUUUCUGGGCAGCUGAAGGGGUCCUUUGUUACAUUCAUUUGGUCAGGCAUGUUUUGGGGCAGCCGAAGGGGUCCUUUGUUACAUUCAUUUAGGGCAGAGGUCCGUUUACGCCGCUCAAGUCUGUUGACGUUUUAUCAAAAGAGAAGCAAAUAUCACAUAGAUUGGUCAUUUUGAUGCUAUGUGAAUUGCAUGGAAGAAAGAAUAAAGCAGCCACUUAUUCUA
Molecule: messenger RNA, 2213 nt
Organism: Syngnathus acus (greater pipefish)
Lineage: Eukaryota; Metazoa; Chordata; Actinopteri; Syngnathiformes; Syngnathidae
Gene: ldlrad2
Product: low density lipoprotein receptor class A domain containing 2
Exons: 5
Coding region: 407-1555 (382 amino acids)
Molecular function (GO): protein binding
Source: RefSeq, a predicted model, not a curated record